ACAAUUCAUAACUGUAAUAGUAAGAUUAUAUCAGAAACAUGUUCAAUACUAGUUUAUAUGGGAAAUAUAAUUCUCCUUUUUAUUCAACUGCAAAAGAAGUUUUAUCUAAAUAUGGACAUCUUGUAAAUUGGCCAAAUAAACAGAGGAACCUUUCGGAAGUUAUGAACAUUUUGGAUGCUGGCUGUGGUGAAGGAACGGCAACGGUUACUUUUUUUCAAGAAUUUGUAAAAAAGAAUGUAGAAAAUUAUCGAAUAUUCGGGGUUGAUUUUUCUGAAUACAUGAUUUUAAAAGCAAAAGAAAAAUACAACGAUCAAAAGAGUUGUGAAUUUGAGCUAAUGGAUCUUUCGUUGGAACAUUUUCCAGAUAAAUAUAGAAAUAAAUUCGAUUUAAUUUAUUCCACGUAUUGUAUACAUUGGAUUAACACAACCUUUUGGAUUCAAAACUUUUAUAAAAUGUUAAAGCCAGCUGGACAAAUUUAUUUAAUUGCAGUGACUAAAAAUUCAGUUAUACAAACAUUUAAAACGGUAAAUCAACGUGAAAAGUUUUCUAAAUAUCAAGAUACUACAGCUUUUGAUAAUCAUUUUUUCACAAAAAUAAAUCUUGAUGAGUGGUUGAACGUUCUUCUUGUGGAAGCUGGGUAUAAAAAUAUUAACAUUCAGCAAAUUGAAGCAAAAGCUAGAUUUAUGAAUAAAGAGGUUUUUACUAUUUACAUAAAAAACUUUGACUGUUGUUAUAAUCAUAUUCCAACCAAUUUGGUUGAUGAUUAUGCCAAUGAGGUUAUUGAAGAACUUAUUCAAGAAUCUUCAAAACUUUACCCUUCAUCUUCUGAAAUAAUUCACUUAGUACCAAUUAUAUUAAUUUCAGCUGAAAAAUAGUAAGUUACAACAACAUUAAAUUAAUACCAAAAGUUAUAAGUUAUAAGUGUACCUACAUACAAUGAUAUGUAAUUAUGAAAAUAAAUUUUUUUUUCUUGGGUUAAGAA
Molecule: messenger RNA, 982 nt
Organism: Onthophagus taurus
Lineage: Eukaryota; Metazoa; Arthropoda; Insecta; Coleoptera; Scarabaeidae
Product: juvenile hormone acid O-methyltransferase-like
Source: RefSeq, a predicted model, not a curated record